This is a messenger RNA of Nannospalax galili (Upper Galilee mountains blind mole rat), 1093 nucleotides long. It is a transcript of the gene CUNH4orf46, whose product is annotated as chromosome unknown C4orf46 homolog. Lineage: Eukaryota; Metazoa; Chordata; Mammalia; Rodentia; Spalacidae. Bases 143 to 469 code for a protein of 108 amino acids. The transcript is spliced from 2 exons. The record is from RefSeq and is a predicted model, not a curated record.
UCCCAGAACUAGACCUACGAGGAGACGGGGCGGGACUCCGGGCUGGCGGAGGCGGGGCCUGUGGGCUUCGGGCGCGAACUGUUGAAAGGCGGUUGGUGUGGGUUCGGUUGCUCGGUCUAGUCCGGCGUCCCGGCUUUACCCCAUGGCUGACCCGGAGGAGCUUCGGUUUUCGCCGCCGCCUCCGCCUCCGCCUCCUUCUUCUCCACCUUCAGGCGUCUCAGCAUCUUCGCUCAGCGUCCCAGUGAGUUUGGGCUGGCGGGUUCCGAGCCCAUCAAUGGACCCUCUGGAGCAAGUGGAGCUGCAGAUCGGAGACGCAGCAUUUUCAUUAACUAAACUUCUUGAAGCUACAUCUGCAGUGUCAGCUCAGGUGGAAGAGCUCACUGUGAAAUGUACAGAAAAUGCACGUUUCCUUAAAACCUGGCGAGACCUCUUGAAAGAAGGCUAUGAGUCUUUGAAAUCCGACAACUGAUUUGGUCUGCUUAGUGACUCAGUGACUCACACAGAAGAUACUUGCACAUGGAUCACAUUUACUGGAUGACCUCUUUCCAGACAUUUAUACUCAGAAUGAAAAUUUUCUUGGUUAUCUUUUAUGAAAGCAAAAUACUGAAGGGGUGUGUGUAUGAGUGUGAGAGAGAUGUGACAGUAUUUACCUUUAAAUACUUUUGUACAAUCAUUUAUGAUAGUUACUUUUGUCAGUAAAAGAUUAUUUUAAGCUGGGUGUGGUGGUAUGUGCCUUUAAUCCCAGCACUCAGGAGGCAAAGGCAGGUGGAUCUCUGAGCUCAAAGCCAGCCUGGUCUCCAUAGUGAAUCUAGGCCAGCUGUGGCUACAGGGAGACCCUGUCUCAAAAAGACCAAAAAAAUUGAUUUUAAUAGUUCCUCAGUGCAGACAAAUUAUUAUUUGUUUUGCAAGAAGAUGCCAAGAAUGGCAGAGUUUGGAAUUGAGCUUCUUUUUAUCCCCCAGGAGAAUGAUGAAGGCUACAAUUGGGGAGCUGGUUCCAUCGGACAUGUUCUCUGAAACCAGAUUUAUUCUUCCACACCUGAAGCCACGGCACGCAACACCCACUAAGUGUCUGUUGAAUAAAAGACGUAGUAAA